Molecule: messenger RNA, 489 nt
Organism: Ustilaginoidea virens
Lineage: Eukaryota; Fungi; Ascomycota; Sordariomycetes; Hypocreales; Clavicipitaceae
Exons: 5
Coding region: 1-489 (162 amino acids)
Biological process (GO): proton transmembrane transport
Cellular component (GO): proton-transporting V-type ATPase, V0 domain
Molecular function (GO): proton-transporting ATPase activity, rotational mechanism
Source: RefSeq, a predicted model, not a curated record
AUGCCCUUCACAGAAGCUUGUCCAGUUUACGCGCCAUUCUUUGGUGCCAUGGGUUGCACCUGCGCCAUCGUUUUCACCUGCUUGGGUGCCUCGUAUGGCACCGCCAAGUCUGGCGUGGGCAUUGCUGCUAUGGGUGUCCUUCGUCCUGAUCUUAUCGUCAAGAACAUUGUUCCCGUUAUUAUGGCUGGUAUUAUUGGUAUUUAUGGCUUGGUCGUCUCCGUCCUUAUUUCCGACGGAUUGAAGCAGGAGCUCCCUCUUUACACUGGUUUCAUUCAGUUUGGUGCCGGUCUCGCUGUCGGUCUCGCUGGUCUUGCUGCUGGUUUUGCAAUUGGUAUUGUUGGUGACGCUGGUGUCCGAGGUACCGCCCAGCAACCCCGUCUCUUUGUCGGUAUGAUUUUGAUUCUCAUUUUCGCCGAAGUUUUGGGUUUGUAUGGUCUCAUUGUCGCGCUUCUCAUGAACUCCAAGGCUACUCAGGACGCCACCUGUUAG